AUGGAUAGCAAAACAGAUGAUCAAAUUAUUCUAUCAGCCUUAAAAUUUUUAUGUGGAGAAUAUAAACACGUUUGUAGGUUAUGUUUACGUUUUACCAGUAACGAAAUUUGUUUGGAUGAUACUGUUGCUAUACAAGCAUCUUAUUGUAAUAACAACUCUAUUUCAUAUUAUUCUAUGUUAGAAGAUUUAAAUGUACUCAAGGAACCGCUUCUACCACAUAUACUGUGUGAAAGCUGUGCAGGCAUUACCAUCAACUCUUACAUAUUUCUUAAACUUAGACAAUUUGCUAUUGACAAAUGGAAUAAUGUUUUAAACAUCCUAAAUAUGUCAUUGUCACAAUCAAAUCCUAUAGAAUCUCCCAAUCAGACAGCUUACCUAAUCUUGAACAAAAAUGACAACUUAUUAUUGCAAAGUUGCAAGAGUUAUGGUGCAACACCUAAAAAAGUAGCAGUUCUGAAGGACAUCAUGAGUUGUUGUCGUAGAUACAUUCAAGAGAAGCGUAAAUUGCGAGAGUUUCAAUGUGAUGAAUGCGAUAAGAGGUUUAGCUGUCAUGAUUACUUGACAAAACAUAAAAAACUUCAUAAUCGAUCCCCUAACCCAUGUCCAAAAUGUUUAAAGGUAUUUUUAACAACUACUCAGCUGGCAGAGCAUAUGGAAAGAGUGCAUUAUCCAAAAACAAUACAAUGUUCUAAAUGUUCGAGAAAAUUUGGGACACAGAAAAUAUUAAAAGCGCACCAGAGGAUGCAUCACACACCUGCAAUGUGUAAAUUUUGUAACAUUGAUUUUCCAUCGCGCUUAGAAUUAAGAGCCCAUAUGGAUAAACAUGGGGCUGCUACAUGUCAAACAUGUAACAAAAAGUUUUCAUCUCAACAUACAUAUAAAGUACAUUUGAAAAGUUGUGGUGAAAAGGGUAAAGUUAGGGAGAAAUAUAUUUGUGAUUUCUGUAACAAAUGUUAUUCCAGUAAAAAUGGGCUAAUCACCCAUUUGAAAAUAGACCAUGGUUUUGCCAAAAAAGUAUUAACUUGCAAGUGGUGUAAUAAGAAAUUUGAUGCGAUUAGUAGAUUGAACAACCACAUUGUGACUCAUACUAAAGAGAAAAAAUUUCACUGUGAGCAAUGUGGGGGAAUGUUUGUGACACAAGCAGCCCUUACAUAUCACAUAAGACUCCACACUGGUGAAAGACCCUACCCUUGUGAUAUGUGCGAUGAAAGCUUCUUAUCAUCAUCUAGGAGAAUGGAACACAAAAGACGAAAACAUAUUGGUCCUACAAAAGAAUGUAGCUUAUGUGAAAUGAAGUUCCUCACUCAGUUUCAAUUACGAAAACACAUUAAAAGACAUUUUAAUCCAAGCAGCAAACUAUAUAUUACAGAGACCGAUCAUUACUUUCCAAAGCGAGUCAGACAACCACAUUCAUUUACAUUGUCUAAAAAUGAUUGCAAA
Brenthis ino (lesser marbled fritillary) is the source of this 1440-nucleotide messenger RNA. The record is from the annotation of a GenBank genome assembly. NCBI's taxonomy places the organism in Eukaryota, Metazoa, Arthropoda, Insecta, Lepidoptera, Nymphalidae.